Oncorhynchus gorbuscha (pink salmon) is the source of this 2099-nucleotide messenger RNA. RefSeq lists its product as uncharacterized. The transcript has a single exon. The coding region runs from base 597 to 1325 and encodes 242 amino acids. The record is from RefSeq and is a predicted model, not a curated record. Lineage: Eukaryota; Metazoa; Chordata; Actinopteri; Salmoniformes; Salmonidae.
CAUGCAUUUAUUUUUUUAACUCUAGUGUUGGGGUGCGUUUGGUGCGGUAUCAUUAGUUAAUGCAGCCAUCUGCAUAUAGCUGCUGGCUCUUUAAGAACCGUCACACGCCCCCUCUCCUAUAUUUUUAGCUGAGACAACCACUUCAUUUGUUGUAGGCUACGGUAAAGACAGCUGUGUACCGUAUGAUUUCACUUAAUCGAUUUUUUAAUGACAUCGAAUCCUUUACUGCGGAUUCGCUGUAUAGAUGAUUCCUUGGGAAAUGCCGUCGGAAUAAACAUUGGUCGUACGGGACCGGGAUUCUGCUGGUGGAUGCUGAAAUUCUCAAGAGACCCUGAGCUGCCUGCCUCAUCCAUGGUGUACAUUAUGAAACACAAUGUUAAACUUGGUUUCUGAGACAAACCGCAGUGCCUUCUAAGAUGAAAUGAAUUAACCAAAAAUAUAUUUAGCAGUAAACUGUUCAAGACCGCAUAUGGUCCACAGUAAGCCUGACGUCUUCUCUCGACCGGAUAGGUUCCCGUGUUCUCUUGGAUUGUGGAUAACAAGAAAUCUUCAAGACGGACGGGGUAGUGGAGCAUCGAGGGAAACAUCGGGGCAAUAUGAGAGAGCGGGACUUUAUGCCCAACACGGAGAGGGGCAAACCUGCCACUUAUACAGGGGACAAAAAGGCUAAAAUGGCUGCGAAGACGAACAAAAAGUGGGUGAGACUAGCCACUGUCUUCGCAUAUGUAUUGUCUGUGUCCUUAGCAGCCAUCAUUCUAGCCAUUUACUACAGCUUGAUAUGGAAGCCAACGAGCGCAUCCUCUCCAGCCGGGAAGCUAGGGAUGCCCGAAGGGGUCACAGCCUCUGCUAACAUCUCAACAAACAUAUCCACAAGCACUAACGUCUCAGACACUAACUCUACACAGACAGACAUUUUAUCUGUCAAUGAAACCAGGUUUGGUGUAAAGUCUCAGACCAAGGCAUUUCACUGGGAGGGCAGAAGCAAAAGCGCCGCCGUCAUCUCCGACGGCGUUUUAUCAGAAAGUGCGCAUUCGCAACCGAAAGGACUCUACACGUCUGCCCAAAGCCACAUAGCCGCACAAACUGCGGAGAGACCAAACACUGCGGGGAGAGAUAACCAGGCGUCUCAGCCUGCUGAGGACAAUCGGAGCCCGUUGCGCACUGGAGCCCACAACACCAUGCAUAAUGAAAAAGGGGAGAAGGAUGCGGACCGACCAACUACUGGCAAUGCGGAUCAAGCAGCGGCGGAUGCUGCUCCUUCAUCCACAAAGGUUCCGCAGCGCACCUCCGCUACGAGACAACAAGGUUUGCGUAAAGGAGAGUAACCAGGCCAUUAAACAGGAAUCGAACCAGGAGUGUUUGACAGACGUAUGCAGGGGGUCGGAUAGCCUAGAUAGUGGUCUUCGUGGAAGAUAUAUCAAAGAACGGAUGAUGCUGCGAGAAUUGCACAUGCACGUAUUUUAUUGAUAUCUUAUAUACCAAUAAUCUGAAUGUGUAUGACGGACAAUUAUAGACUUAAACUGCUUAAAAGAAAUAUUGUUUCCCCUAAAAUACUAUGCGUUUUCUGUUACUGUAUGCCUUAAUUGAUGUAAGUCAUCUUUCCUUUGGACAGCUCCACCAAGUAAUUUAUUUAUAACCAUAUUAUGGACAAGGACAUGACACACCUGUAUUUAACUGGUAGGAUAUAUGCCUUUGCAGGAUAUGUAAACUACGCAUUACUUAUAGGCCUCCAAUGUUAUUCUAUAACACAACCAUUUAUCACUGCCUUUGAUGGGCCGAGCUGUUGAAUAACAGGAAGCAUUUAUAUAGCAUUUCGUCCUCUAUAGAUACAUCUGGAUUGCUGGUAUAGAGGAACCUGUAUUAUUGAGUUAAGCUCAGGUAUGUGCAUAUAACCAUGGAAAUGUAUUGAGUAUUUGGUCAUGUAUAUUGAGAUAUUGAACAUCCUUUGGCCUUGAUCGAACUUUUAGUCUAAUUCAACAUUUUUUAUUAAGACUAUGUUAGGUCUAGGCAUCUAUUACGAGGCAAAUAAACUUCCUUGUAAAAAUGCUUCAUCAUUUAGAUUUUGUUUAAAAAAGGUUCACACAAAGCAACUUAAUAAU